GGCGAUGAAGUGACGCUGCGCGCUUUUACUCCGCGCCGGAAGUGGCGUCACUCCGCGGCGCCAGCGAUCCCCGGCGGCGUGGGAGCCGCAGCCAUGACCCGGUCCCGACGACAGGUGGAGGCGUCCCGGAAGAAGCGCGUCCAGGCCCGGCUCGCCCGUGUCGGGAUCAAGAAGGACCCGGGGGUGCCGCGGCUCGGCCGCUUGGCCGCCUUCGCGCAGAAACAGCAGAGCGAGACCCGGCAGAGACAGCCGCUGACGGGGCAGCAGCGCUCGCACCUGGCCGUGCAGCUGGCGGAUGCUCUGCAGCGACAGCAGCGCUUCCAGAGCCAGGAGAAGGAAGAGAAGGAGGAGGAGCCCCCCCAGCCCCCCCAGGACGAGGCGUCGCUGCGCCAGUUCGGGCGGGAGCUGCGCAAGGUGCUGACGGCGUCUGACGUGGUGCUGGAGGUGCUGGACGCCCGCGACCCCCAGGGCUGCCGCAGCCCCCGGCUCGAGGGGGCCCUGCGGCCGCAGCAGCGCCUCGUGCUCGUCCUCAACAAGAUCGACCUGGUGCCGCGGGACGUGGUGGCCGCGUGGCUGAAGCACCUGCGCGACGAGUUCCCCACCGUGGCCUUCAAGGCGUGCACGCAGCAGCAGAGCCGACGCCUGGUGGGCCCCCCCCGGGGGGCUGGGGGUGCUUGUGGGGGUGCCCCAUCCCCGUGGGGGGGGCUCAACAAUGUGGAGGAGGGGAGUUUAUUCCAGGGGAACCCCCACCCCCAUUUUGAGCAUUUUCACCCCGUUUUUACCACCACGGGGGGGGGCAGGCUGGCAGUCCCCCGCGUGUCCAUCCCCCCCCCAAACCCCUGUGUGUCCCCCCCCCCACAGCUGAGCCAGCUCUACGGGGUCCCCCCCUGCAGCGACCCCCUGCAGUUCCUGGCCCACCUGGCCCGGCGGCAGGGCCGGCUCCGCCCGGGGGGGCUCCCGGACGCCCACGCCGCCGCCACGGCCCUGCUGCACGACUGGACCAGUGGGAAGAUCUCAUACUACACCCACCCCCCCAAAUCUCGGGGGGUGCAGCUCGAGGCCCAAAUCCUCCCAGCGCUGGGGCCGGCGCUGGACCUGGAGGCUCUGGAACGGGGCGAUGCCGAGGCCCUGGCAGCUGUCCCGGUGACGGUGACGGGGCUGGGGCUGUCCCCGGAGGAGGAAGGGCAAGGAGAAGCCAUGGAGGACGACAGCGGCGGCCUGGAGCUCGGCACGAUGACGGUGGAGCUGAAGCCCCGGGUGAAGUCGGGGGGCUCUGGGGGGGCGUCGCUGCCCCCAGCCCCCAGCCUGGAGGAGGUGGCUGCGCUCCCCGCUCUGUUCCAGGGGCAGGGGCUGAAGGCAGCCGGAAAAAGGAGGAAAAAACUGCAAAAAAGAGCACAGAAAAUCGCCACGAAGCUGUCGGAGACGUUGGAGGCGGCCAUGCAGUUCUGAGCAUCCACAAAUGGAAUAAAAAGAAUAUAAAUAAGUUUUUAAUAAUUA
This is a messenger RNA of Pyrgilauda ruficollis (rufous-necked snowfinch), 1497 nucleotides long. Its product is annotated as guanine nucleotide-binding protein-like 3-like protein. NCBI's taxonomy places the organism in Eukaryota, Metazoa, Chordata, Aves, Passeriformes, Passeridae. The coding region runs from base 94 to 1449 and encodes 451 amino acids. Gene Ontology annotation, cellular component: nucleolus. The record is from RefSeq and is a predicted model, not a curated record. The transcript is spliced from 12 exons.